AUGUCAAAUUAUUAUCAUCCGGGGUUGAGAAACCAUGAGAACUUCUCUUAUGUAAAUAGCAAGAAUGUCCUGCAACCACCUCCUGGUUUUAGUGCUCAGCCACAAGCAGAGAAGAAGUCAUCUUUGGAGGACAUAUUGGGUACUUUUAUGAUGGAGACUAGCAAGAGAUUUAAUAAGAAUGAAGCAAGGUUGGAUAAUAUUGAAACUCAUAUGUCUAACGUGGGGGCUACAAUGAAGACCAUAGAGGUCCAAGUGGAACAAUUGGCAACUACUAUUGCUUCUCAGCAGAAAGGGAAUUUUCCUGGUGACACAAUAUUGAACCCCGAGGAGAAAGGCAAAGCCAUUUAUAUGAGAAGUGGUAAGGGGAUUGAAGGGGGUGUGACUGAGGAAAAAAGAUUCUUCCAAGGGGUGGAUAAUAAGAUAAAAAGUGAGCUAGUAGUACGAGAAAUUGAAAAAGAGGAGACAGUAGAAAAGAACAGUAUUAAUGAGAAACCAACAACGAAGAAAGAUAACCUUCCUAUGAACCAACCUCCAUUACCAUAUCAUCAAGGAUUCCUAAAGAAGAAACAUGAUGAACAAUUUUCCAAGUUUUUAGAGAUAUUCAAGAAGAUUAACAUCAACACUCCAUUUUUUGACGCUCUUGAGAAAAUUCCCAAUUAUGUCAAGUUUAUGAAGGAGGUGUUUUCAAAGAAACGAAAGUUUGAGGAUUAUGAGACUGUGAAGCAUACAGAGGAAUUUUUUAAGAAGUUGGGUCUUUGGGAGGUAAAGCCUAUCACCAUUACUUUGCAACUUGUUGAUUGUUCUUUAACAUAUCCACAUGGAGUAAUAGAAAAUGUCUUAGUUAAAGUGGAUAAGUUUGUAUUUCCUGCUAAUUUUGGUGGUGUUGGAUAUGGAGGAGGACCAUGA
Messenger RNA from Humulus lupulus (European hop), 906 nucleotides. RefSeq lists its product as uncharacterized. The transcript has 2 exons. The record is from RefSeq and is a predicted model, not a curated record. The coding region runs from base 1 to 906 and encodes 301 amino acids. NCBI's taxonomy places the organism in Eukaryota, Viridiplantae, Streptophyta, Magnoliopsida, Rosales, Cannabaceae.